Molecule: messenger RNA, 4371 nt
Organism: Dendroctonus ponderosae (mountain pine beetle)
Lineage: Eukaryota; Metazoa; Arthropoda; Insecta; Coleoptera; Curculionidae
Exons: 1
Coding region: 250-2580 (776 amino acids)
Biological process (GO): transcription initiation at RNA polymerase II promoter
Cellular component (GO): transcription factor TFIID complex
Molecular function (GO): RNA polymerase II general transcription initiation factor activity; protein binding
Source: RefSeq, a predicted model, not a curated record
UCCGCCUCAACAAUACAGAACUUAUCUACAACUUUUAAUUUAUUUUCCAAAACAAUGUAUUUUGAAUUUCGCGCUAGCUAUGCCCCUCUUCGAAGAACAGUCGGAUCGCUGUCACAAUUCACAAUCAAUGACAUCGCUACGUAACCUAAAAAUCGUGGAAAAUGUUUAACGGGAGUUUAUUUGCUCGAAUAUGUUUAUAGCAAAUAAAUACGGAUGAAAACUGCCGGAAAUUAAUAGUGCGGGAAUAUUAUGGAUGAUAACAAAAGCCAUGUAAAAUCCGUCGUGUCCGUGUACAUAAAUAGAAGGCAACUUUCGUAUGUUAAACCCCGAAUAAUUUCCAAAAGAAAUUUACUAAAACAAACAUCCUUACGUGCUAGAAUAAGUAGAACUGCAAUGAACAGUUUCGUGAAUUAUUGUGACGAUGAGCAGGAUGAAGAUGACCAAUUGCUUGUCGAAUAUAGUUUCAUGUUCCAAAAGUUCAUGCAUUGGCUGAAGGAGCAAACCGACCAGAAGCAAAGGUGUUAUGAUAUAGAGAAAAUAGUGGGCCCCUUGUUUUGCCAUUUAUAUUUGGAUAUUCAGCAUAAUAAUAAGUACCAUGAGGAGUCAAGCAAUUUAUUCUUUAAGACACAUAUUGACAAAAUUGAUAGGUCAAAGUGUGAUAGCAAUAUCCAAGAUAUUAUAACCGGUAUAGAAGCAAGCUUAGACAAUAUGGGAGUUUUGAACGGCACAGACAACUUAGUGAUUGAAGAUCUGAGGAAUGUAUUUAGGUCCACGAAAAUUGUUGUUUAUCUCAAGUCAGAAUCACUGAAACUUCUAAAGCAAUUUAUAUCCUGGAAAUCUCGCACAAAAUCUCAUAUGGUAAUGCUACAAGCUGUGCAGUCGUGGUUUGACCUUAAGGAAGUUCCUCCAAGUGAAGGUAGCUAUAACUUUACAGAAGACAUCUCGAAAAAACCCGAUCAAGCUUCUUCAUGCUCCUGGAAGACAAAACGUUCAACGUGCAGUUCUGCAAAUUAUAGUGAUGAGACUCAAAGCGAAGACCAGGAAGAUGACGAUCAAUUAUUGAUAGAGUGUCAGUAUAGUUUCAUGUAUCAAAAGUUGUUACAUGUGAUAAAGGAGCAAACUGACCACCAGAAGUACAGCUACUAUGAUUUAGAGAACCUUGCGGGUCCCCUCUUUUGCAGUCUGUAUAUGAAAAUCAGAGAUGCUAGUAAAAGCAAAAGUGAAGCGCCAGGUAAUUUAUUUUUCAAAACACACAUUAAAACUGUUCUUGACCUGAAACCCGAAUCCUUAAAACUUCUGACCGAAUUUAUGGCUAGCCAUCGUCAUACAAUGUCUGGUGUUAAAUUUGCACAACGUUUUCAAACAUGGUUUGAUCAGGGGAAGUGCAAGUUUGAGAAAGCGAAUAAUUUUCACGAAAGUUUAUUGGAAACGCCCAAAAGUGUUGGAAUGGAUCAAAACGCUUUUGUCGAUGAUAACACAAUGAGUAUAGAUGAACCCGUACAGUUGUACUGCGAAAAACUUAGUCCAGAAAAUAACGAUUCAAAGAUGUUUAAAGGUACAGUCAAACAGAACAGCAGAGUUGUCAAAAUGGAAACUGAUGAUUUUAUGGCACAAAAACAGAAGUUAUCCCAGCAGAAAAGCAAAAUUAGAAGUGUGAUUAAAAAAAUUAGAAAAUUGCCUGCUGGCGUUGGUAACUUUCGAUUAGUAAAUACCAAACACUUCGUUACCUGUGGAAUUGUCAGGAGUAACGCAGGUUUAGUUGCUUUUGUGGAAAGGAAUAUAUUGAAAGUUAUGCCAGCUCAGAUGCUUGCGGAUCACGUCCGAUUUAUCCAUCAUUCAAAGCAAAUUUAUUGUAUUGCUUUAUGUCCAAAUAAUGAGAUUUUAUGUACAGGUUCUGCCGAUCGUACUAUAUGUGUCUAUAGUCUUAGUAAAUUUAAGCUUGUUAGAAGACUGUUUGGACACUUAGGUCCCGUAUACUCAUUAGCAAUAAGUCGCAAUUCUAAAUACUUGGCAUCUGGAUCCCAUGAUGGUACUGCGAGACUGUGGAGUUUAAGAUCUGGAAAAUUGAUGCGGAUUUUUGCUGGACAUUCGGAGGCUGUAAUGUGUGCUGAUUUUCACCCAAAUUCAUUGUAUCUAGCAACGGGAUCCGCUGAUAGAAAUAUCAGAGUUUGGUGCUUAAAUAACGCAAAAACAGUGCGCCUGUUGCACGCAGCCAAAAAGGAAAUUUAUUCAGUGGUUUUUUCGCCAAAUGGGCAGUAUUUAGCUUCCAGUGAUGACAGAAGAGUGGAAAUAUGGAAUUUAGCAAAUUCGAAAAUUUUCCACGAAUAUAAAAAUCGUGAAUCGGUGUUCCACUUGGCCUGGAGUAAAAGCGGUAAACAAUUGUGCGGUGGGACUGCUUCGGGUGUGGUAAAAAUUUGGGAAGUUCGCGAUAAGGACAAAGAGCAUGUAAGGGACCAUAAACAUUCACAUUCAGACUAUGUAUUGCGACGCUAUACAAAUGGGCGCCUGCUAGCUUUGGAUUAUACAUUAUGUACUUGGAUUUGUUUGUCAAUUCCUAAUCAACCAUUUAUCGAUACUUGAUUCAACUUCCUCAAUUGACUUCAAAUGGCAAGUCAUUUAGACUGUUAUUUUGUUAUCGAAUUGUUUAUUCAUAUCAACAAUAUAAAGAGGGUUACACAGUUCCAGUAAAAGCUGCCGGCCAUUUUUUAUAAAGCAGUUAAAAAUACGUCGAAUAUCUUUUCAUAUUUACCCAGUUAAACCAUUGUAUUUCCAGGACUUUGCCUCUGGAAUUGUGUACAAAUCUUUAUGAUUUUUCAAAUUUUCUUUUAGCAGUCGAAAUGGUGCAUUGUUAAAUUUUCUGACAGUAAUAUACCCCUAAAAACAUGUUUUGUCGGAUAUACGAUCACUAAUAGUUGCAAAUAUUGUUUUUGUUUUCAAAACAUCGUUCGAUAUCGAAAAAUACUCGUAUUAAAUGCUGUUCACAUGAUUUGUAUGAUGCAUAUUAUUUACCAACCAUCACGAAGUCAAAAGAAUAACUUGUCUUUCUAGUUCUGUAAAACUAGAAAGAAAAGUUAUUGAGAAUUAAGAACUUGAAAUUAGAUCCGAUAUACAUAUGUGAAUAGUAGAAAAAAUAUCUUCUAGACUAGUAAACAUUGUAUUCAUUAGAUUAUCAUAGUUAAUAUGCGUUAGCUAAUCAUUUUUUGGUAGCAAAAAAAAUUGUUUGUACAUAAUACGUUGAACAAUAAUAAUUUAGGUGACAAUAACAGUACAAACCAAACUUAACAUCGUAAAUGAAUAGAAAGCAUUUAAUGUGCAAAAUAUGUUUACUGAUAUGAUGCAAGUUCCUCCCUUGAACUUGAGCCGAUUAUUUUAAAAGACGCCAUGAAGUAAACCUGUAGUUACUUCCAUCAUUUUUAAUUCGGUUCUGCGGAGAGAUUUAAUUGUAUACAUAUAGUCCCCUAUGGAUCAAUAAAUCGAAGUGAUAUUUUUACCUGUUCUAUGUUAAGCUAUUAUAACUUAAUUUAGUAAAAAUAUAGUUUGGUAUUAACUAGACAAAAGACCGCUGUGUACCAUUUCUCAUAGCGAUUUAAGUACCUAAUUGUAAAUAUACUUUUAUGUAGACUUAUUGUUUUGUAAUUUACAUUUUUUUCCAAGGUGAAUGCAUUGAAUAUACUUGAGAGUAGAGUAAACGUUUAUACACUUUGUGAUAUGCAAACGUUUUUUGACUUGUUUUAAUGAAGUGCCUUUUCCGUGAAAAGAUUUUGAUGAAUAAUACCUCUAUAAUAGUUUUUAAGUAAGUUUCGGUAAUUGCCUAUUCGCAGUGUAUAUCCAAUAACAAAUUGCCGUGCUUAAUUUAAGGCUUGUUGGUAUAGAUCAACGUCAAAAUAUCAAAACUUAAUCAGGUAUUUGUGAAAGUUCUUUUUAAAAUUGUUAGAGAUUUAACACAUUUACUUGGUUACAUCACAGGAGUCAACUUUUAGUAUUUUUUAGUGAUUGGAAUAUCUAUAUAGUGUUCCAUUGUCUAGUGAUACUUUGUUGAAAUAUUUUUUAUAAGAUGCACAGAAGAAAACUAUUCGAACUUGUGAAGAUAUAUUUUUUAAUAGCAAUUCCCUUCAGUUCAAGCAAUCCGUUUGUAUUUUACUGGCAGAAUUUGAUGGUCGUUCUAUUAUAUCAUAUUGUAGUUAGGAUUGAAUCCCUGAAUGUCUAGUCAUUUUUCCAAUACUUGCUGAGUCAUUAAUGAAACUGCACAAUAAGAUACAAACGGUUUGCUUACGCUGUAAAUAAUUCUAAAUUUGCAUUCUGUGGUCACUGAAAUUUUCCAAAUUGAAAUAUACCUGUUUCUCACAAAUAAAGCAUCUAUAUUUACUAUCA